Messenger RNA from Fomitiporia mediterranea MF3/22, 1724 nucleotides. Its product is annotated as delta 8-sphingoloid desaturase protein. The transcript has 5 exons. The record is from RefSeq and is a predicted model, not a curated record. Gene Ontology annotation, molecular function: oxidoreductase activity, acting on paired donors, with oxidation of a pair of donors resulting in the reduction of molecular oxygen to two molecules of water. Bases 1 to 1656 code for a protein of 551 amino acids. Gene Ontology annotation, biological process: lipid metabolic process. NCBI's taxonomy places the organism in Eukaryota, Fungi, Basidiomycota, Agaricomycetes, Hymenochaetales, Hymenochaetaceae. Gene Ontology annotation, cellular component: membrane.
AUGGGUCUGUCUCCUAAUCCGCCUGUCUUGAAAGCCGGCCAACCAAGCAAAGCUCUCGCGGAAUGGACUCGCGAAGAGAUUGCAGCACGUAUCCUCGCUGGCGAGGCACUCUUCAUCUAUCGUUCACGCGUCGUACGUGUAACUCCCUCUUGGCUUAAGCGGCAUCCAGGUGGUGAACUUGCAAUCCUCCACUUCGUCGGUCGAGAUGCUACGGACGAGGUUGACGCCUUCCACGUUGACGACGUCCUUCGGACAAUGCAGCAUUAUAUUGUUGCACGCGUCAGAGAUGGUCUGAACGGAUGGGAACCACUUGUGCCUCCGUACAUGAACGGCUGGCUCUGGCGGGAUGGACAAUGGGUCCGUCAAGCCGACCCAAUACACAACACUCCCGCUGGGGUGAGGGCAGAAGCUGCUGGCUACAACCAUGACGAAAUAAGCCCGUCAUCCCAAAUCCUUCUGGUAGAAAAGGGAACUAUCGGUCAGCAGGUUAAGAUUGACAGGCCCAGUCUGGAGACAAUUUCGCCUCCUCCCAGCACGCUAUCCCGUAAAGUGCAGGCACAACACUCAGUUGCAUACAAAGAACUCCAUCAACGCGUCAUUAACGCUGGUCUCUACAAAACGCGAUUCGUGACUGGUAUCGGACCCGAUAUACUCCGUUACAUUCUGUUUGCUGGUCUUGCUGCUUGGUUCUAUCAGAAACACUGGUUCUUCCUCAGUGCAGUCUUUUUGGGCAUUUUCUGGCAUCAGCUCACGUUUUUCGCGCACGAUUUGGGUCAUAUGGGCGUCACUCAUAACUGGACCCUUGACCGCCUGAUUUCUAUUUUCAUUGCUGAUUUCUGUGGGGGACUAAGUAUUGGUUGGUGGGUCAACAAUCACAACGUGCAUCAUCUCGUCACGAAUCAUCCUACGCAUGACCCGGAUAUAGAACAUCUUCCUUUCUUCGCUAUUUCUCCGCAUUUCCUCUCAAGCCUGUAUUCCUCGUACUACAAGCGCGUACUCCCAUUUGACUUCGCCUGCAAGCUCUUCAUUCGCAUUCAACACAAGCUUUUCUAUGUUGUCAUGUCGCUAGCGCGUUUCAACCUUUACCGACUGUCGUGUAGUUACUUAUUUAACGCACGACAUGCGAAUGUAAAGGCGCGUGGAGGGCGCUGGAGCUGGUGGUGCGAGAUCGUCGGUAUUCUGGUAUUCUGGGCGUGGUACGGCGCGGUUCUCCGUGGCACUGGCAGCUGGCAAAAUGUGCUGAAAUACAUGCUUGUGAGCCACGUCAUGACGUCGCCUCUUCACGUACAGAUCGUACUGUCACAUUUUUCCCGCUCGUCCGCAGAUUUGGGACCUGUCGAGUCGUUCGCGGCACGUCAGUUGCGUACAACGGUAGACGUCAUUUGCCCUGAAUACAUGGCAUUUGUGCAUGGUGGGCUACAUCUACAGGUGACGCAUCACCUCUUCCCACGUCUGCCUAGACACAACCUCAAGGCUGCCAGCAAACUCGUCAAGGAGUUCGCGAAAGAACAGGGUCUUGAAUAUGCCGAAUUCGGAUUUAUAGAGGGGAAUAAGGAGGUUCGAGGAGUAUUGAGGAACGUUGCGCAGCAGGUUAAGGUUAUGAAUACUGUGCUGGACGCGAACAUUAAGGAGGCACUGAAUGUUGCUUCACAAUAGACAUUUUCAACGCAGUAGAAUAACGGAUUAUAAAAGUAUAUCCCGAUGCAAUCUGAUCUCAUCUUCAC